CAUUCCCUCUGACCUAGCAAUAUUGUUUGUUUAGGCACAACGCAAGGGACUACUGUCGUGGCAUGAGCACUUCAGAAUAUACCGUAGAUCUGGCUACAGUGGACAGCUGCGACCAACUUGGAAUUAUCCGUCAGUUCAUCCUCAUGACCUAUGAACCAGUCUGGCACUGGAUUGGUGGUUCUGAUAUGAAUGAAGAAAGCAACUGGCACUGGGUAAACGGCGACACUGUGCCCAGCAGUGUACCCUUCUGGUAUCCUGGACACCCUUUAAUAGAUACGACUGCGAAUUGCUUGUGCUUGGAAGAAGACUACGGGUACUAUUAUGAUUACGAUUGUGAAAAUAUUGGACCCUUCCUCUGUGAGGAAGUUCCCAUAACUACAAGUUAUAAAUAAAAGAAUUCUUUAACCAAGUUUCAGUAUGCUAAAAAAAGUAUAUUAUAAUAUUGUUUUAUUUUAUACCUUCGUAUAGUUGCUCUCUUGAAAUCUAUAUAGAAAUAAAUAUGUAUAAAACUGUA
Molecule: messenger RNA, 514 nt
Organism: Cherax quadricarinatus
Lineage: Eukaryota; Metazoa; Arthropoda; Malacostraca; Decapoda; Parastacidae
Source: RefSeq, a predicted model, not a curated record